CCACUUGUUUACUUGCCUUCCUGGACGCCUUCUAAAUUGCAGCUGAAAUAGCUCAGGGAAUUCAGUACCCUCUCGAAUUUUGAGGAGCAAGCAGUAACUCCAGAAAACAAAACAGGAUGAGGAUGAUGUGCCUCUUCCGGGCUAUCAACUGGUGUUGUGUCCUUUUCUGGAGCGGCUUGCACAGUCCAGUGGCUAACUGCGCGCUGACCACCACGACCACAAAUCCCUCGCAGGUGCCAACGCCUCACACUUUUCGAUUCCAGAAUCCGACGCAGUGCCUCAAGAACGAGUUCUACAACCUCAACCUAUUCGAUUGUGUGCCCUGCAAUGAGGUCGGCAACGGAGAUGGGGCUCUCGGAAACUUGCAACCCGACAAAUUCUCUUGCAAGUGCCCGGAUGGUCAUCUAUCCAUCUAUGAGCGAGGCAAGACGUGGCCCACCUGCGAUGAGAUUUGCACUCCGGACAGGACCGACAAUUGCACUUCGGUAUGGCUCCCCCAGCCCCGACCUUCCAACCAGUGCAAAUAUCGGUACUUGAACUCCACGUCUGCCUUCGCCAACCAGUUGCCAGUGCAUCCACUCAUUUCCGGGAUCAUACUGACCCAGACGAAUCCGAUGAGCAGAGAGGGAGACUGCAUUUCCUGCGAUAUGACGCACAAUUUCCGGUAUCAGGAUUUCUGCUUGGCUAGCACCCUGCUCCGCCCGUAUGUGCACUACAAUGCCUUCUGGCAGGGCACUACCGCACCGGAUUCCAGUGUACCCAGCCACUUCGGUGACCUCAAGUUCGUUGCCUUUUUCUGCCUGACACUGCGAAACGAUACCGCCUGCCAGCAGCUGGCCAAUCUGUGCGUGCUCUCCCACUUCUCCCUGGAAAAGCACUCGCCAUGCAGCGCCUUUCUGCUUACCCAGGUCUCUGAUGUGGUGAUGAAGUAUGCCCACUCCGGGGAGCAGGUGCGAUCCCUGCAGCCGUUCCUGUUUUACAAGAAGGGUCGGGUUACCAAGGAGCUGCUCUCGAAGACGCUUCAACUGCCAGACCGCAAAGAGUUGCGGCUUUUCAGUACCACAUUUGGGCUGGAUGGUGGACUCAAACGGUGGGGUGCCUUUCAUCCGGAGAUACUGAAUAUGUGCCAACAGAAGGCGCCAAGCCUCCGAAUGGCUCUACCCGAAAGGGAGUCGGAGGUAUCUUGCCAGCUGACCCUAGAGCGACUCAUUGAUCUGGCCAACCAGCGGCACAACGACGAGUUUCUCACCGUUUUCCUAAACUUUAGCAGUAACUGGCAGUUUUUUUUUCACCAGUUACCUGUACUCAUUGAGACCCUAACGCCGGAAAACCAGCGACCCCAGCAGGAGGAGUGGCAGUUGGUGAAGCGAUUCCAGUUAAUCUCCGCCUCUCCGCGCAAUAAUCAUCUUCACCAGACCAUGCCCCACUAUGAGGAUGCCCACAAACUCCAGCAAUAUUACUCACUGCGAUAUGUGGAGGACAUCGAUAUUCGUUAUACGCUGGACAGGGAUCAGCCAGAUAGAGUGGGUCUGCCUCUUAUUCGCCUGCGAUACCGGCACAUUGAGAUGGGAUCGAGAAAUACAUCCCUCUCUCAACUGUACCCAUUCAGCCUGAAGAUUAGCUACGACCAAGUAAAACGUGGGUGGGAUUGGCUGAUCCUAGAGGUGGCGCUGCCUCUGCUCCUUUUGCUGGCCUUUGCAGCUGCAGUCUUCCGCCUCCAGAAUCUGAGAAGAAGGAGAAAGGCGGACCUCUAUCAAAUGAGCAGUCUUCUAGAGUUUCUCCUGCAGCUGGCCGGAAAUGUGGCAUAUGCUCUGCUGGCGAGUGUUCUGCUGCUCCUGUUGCUACAGGCCUCCAAUUCCCGCAUGCUGAAAAUUCUCCUCUAUCCCGCCCUUUUGCUGCAGUUCCUCUUUCUGGCCGUUCAGCUGUGGCGCUCCAGCCAGCUGGAACUUUUCCUCAUCGACUGGGAAAGGCCGCGGAGCAGCUGCGAGGGACAACGCCUAAAUCUGGACAGCUCCUCUCUCUGCUCUAGCGUGCGCACCUUUGUGGCCGAAAGCAGCGUCUCCACCUGGCGAGUCCUCUUCACAGCCAAUGCCUGGAUUCGCCUGAGUGUGGCCCAGAAGUACUCCACCUUGGGUCAGGUAUUUGUGGUCAUCGCUGGAUAUCAGUUCCUCGAGAGUUUUACCAGGGGUGAUAUUUUUCUACGUUGCUGCCUAAUAGCAGCGGCUUAUCUGCUGACAUAUCUACUUCAGAUAAUAGGCCACCAACUAUUUGUAUCGAAUCCCCUCCAGAAGUUCAUCGACCUUUGCAGUCUGGCCAACAUAUCUCUGUUUUCACUGACGGAGCCAGGAUUUGGGUACUACAUCCACGGACGAUCUCCUCACGGCUUUGCCGAUACGGAUAUGUCCUCGAUGAUUUUGCAGCUGCAGAGGACCCAGACCAUGAGUGGGCGAAGGGGAUUGCUAAUGGACUCGGACAAGCAGGCGUACGUUAUCCUGCCUCCCAGAAACCUUCACAUCUACCUGGAGCGACUCCUGCUUCCGUUCCAGCGUAGUCUUACCGGCACCCUUUCGCAGACCAUGCUCUAUCAAAAGGACAUUGUACCAAGCAUCGAUGGACAGAUGGAACGCACCUCCAUUGCUUAUGCCAGCGUCAAUCGCUUCUUCUGCGCCUUUAUCGACCAUGCCAUCAAGGACAUGGAUUACAUUAUUAAGGAGAAGUCGUUUGUGGAGCAAUUGCUGAACUGCGAAACUGACAACUACAUUACGGAAAACAGGGGUACCUUUUACAUAGACGAUUCGUUCAGCUUCUCCCGUGUUCUCCUGUUGGGUAACCAUUUACACAUCUUUGUCCUGGAACUCCUCUUGGUGCUGUCAAUCUUCCUCUUGUCCUCUAAUCUGUUGAUUGCAGCUGCAGGGGCUUGUGCUUUGAACAUAUUACUGCGCCAUGUGUUCCGCCAUUGGGUGCGCCGCAACAUCUCCCGCAAGACUCUCAUCGACGAGAGAUUUCUCUUGUAGCCCCAAAGAGAGGAGCAAUAUCUGCGGGAGGACGGAUUCUUUGCUAUAUAAAUGAUAUACGAGAAGUUACAGGAAGUUUUUUAUUAUUUCAGUAAUCCACUCGAUAGUAAGUAGUACAUUAAUAUACAAUGGUUAAUCAUUAGUUAUCGUAAAACUUACGGCUAAAACAGAUAAAAUAAUUUCCAUAGUUUCACAUUUAUCAUACAAACAUUAGCAGAUGCCCUGCAUGAUCUAUUUUGCUUUUCUUUCGUUUUGCAAUAGGAUAGCACACAUGAACGUCCGCUAAUCGGGAACGUCGUACAAACAUUUAUGCAUGGCUAUUUAAUUUCAUUAAUAUGUUUGCGCCCCUAUAUAUUCCCUAUUGUGGCGUUAUUAGGAGGAGCUGACGUUUUAGCGUCUAGUUGUAAUAUAUUUUUUGUAGUUGUCCAGUGUUAAUUCUGUUCGUGUCUGAUCUUUGUGUCUCGCAUUGAAAACAUUUAUGAAAAUAUCGACCUUAGCUGAUUUGGUUUUAUUUUAGUUUCGAUCCGGCAUUAUAAAAAACUACA
This is a messenger RNA of Drosophila yakuba, 3559 nucleotides long. Its product is annotated as meckelin. The transcript is spliced from 7 exons. Bases 117 to 3014 code for a protein of 965 amino acids. Gene Ontology annotation, biological process: cilium assembly. The record is from RefSeq and is a predicted model, not a curated record. Lineage: Eukaryota; Metazoa; Arthropoda; Insecta; Diptera; Drosophilidae. Gene Ontology annotation, cellular component: MKS complex; ciliary transition zone.